GAUAUUAUACGCCUUGACGACAUUAAUUACUGUUAUCAGUUGUACCGCAGUCGUCGGUUUUUUUUCUGAAGUAGACUAGUAGUUUAUCUGUACAGUGUGUAAUAACUAAUAAGUAGUAACUCACUAUAAAACUCAAGUCACAUGUACCGAUUGUGCUGUCCGAUUUGGUGAGCACACUUCCGUGACGUCUCGUGCAACCUCCGUUAUGCAGAAAAACAACGGAAAUGGUGCGAAUUAUUAUCCUCGAUGGAAAAAAGUGCCGAAGAACCAGCAACAGAAACGACCCGAUAAUACACGUGAUCGGGACGUCCAGGCAACCGCCGACAACGCUAAUGACGAGAAUCCUACUUGUAACACCAAGGCGUAUAUGAAAUACUUUAACGUGGUCCAACCCGUCGGAUUAUCUAUGUUUUCCGAUCAAAACAGGUACGGUGAAUCGGAAUCGUCCUUGUCAAAGAAUACGCCUUUCAAUUCAAACUCGACUUCGAAAACGGUAGACGCCAAAAACGGCAAACAUUAUUUCGCGGGUAGGACGAAUUGGCAUGACAAAAAUUCGGCACAACAUCAGACAAAUCGUCAUUCUCAGUUCAACAACAAGAAGUACCCAAACAAAUAUCGAAAAAAUAGAAACAAUGCCCCAUCGAAAUUUCAUGAAUUUAUUUCGAUGAACAAUGUCCAUCACAAUAUAUCUAUUGAAAAUGACCAGCCAGGUACAACAAAUUACUCUUCUUAUAAAGAGUCAGCCAAUCAAAAUACUCUGUCUAAUAAUAAUUUUCUGGAAAUGCAUCACAAUUCUGAGUAUGAUUCUGAAUGUGAUUCUGACCCCGGUGAUUUAGAGAAGAUGAAAAUAAUGACAGCUGCAGAUUUUAAUGAUGAUCGUUAUGCUCGUUAUGGGAUACACGAGUCAGAAAUUAAAGACUAUGUGCGCACUAUUACAUACAAAAACUGUAUAGAAUAUUGUGCAAAAAAUUAUAUUAAGGAUAAAGUGGUAUUAGUUAUCCGCUGUGGUAUUGGCUUAUUACCAUUGUUGUGUGCUCGGGAUGGACAAGCCAAAAAAGUAAUUGCUUUAGAACAGUCAGCUUGUAUUGAAUAUGCUCGUCGUAUAAUCACAGACAAUCGCUAUAGUACUGUGAUCACAUUAAUUCAAAGCAAUGUUCAUGACUUAGAACAGUUGCCACACAGACUUAAGAAGGUAGAUGUUAUAGUAGCUGAUUUUUUGGGAGACUGUGUCUUAAGCCAAGGUGAUCAAAUGGAACAAGUUAUUGAAGCUAGGGACCGUUUUCUUGUUUCAAAUGGUUUAAUGAUUCCCAUGUGCGUUACUUUAUAUGGUCAGUUAUUAGAACAAAGACGUGUCUAUAGAAAUUGUCGUAUACGCAAAAAAACUAAAAAAAAAACAUAUAAAAAAUUUAAUAAAUGCCUAAAUAUAAGUAAGUCAAUAAAUUCUGAAACUCAGUCUAGUGAUACUGACAGUUCAUCAGAUUCAACAUUGUGUUCAUGGUGGAGUAAUGUUUAUGGAUUUGAUAUGAGAUCAUAUUCGGAGACUGUGGUUGAUAGUAAUUCUGAAAGUCCUAAUUCAACUAAAGAUGAGUGGCAAAUGAUGGAAGAACCUCUAGUUACAUUUUUUGAUCCAUGCAAGGUAGUGUCUAACGCUUGCUUAAUUAAGAAAUUUGAUAUGUAUAAGUGUACUAUAAGUGAAGUACGACAUGUACAUUGUAAAGACUUAAAACUUGAAUGUUCUACACCUUAUUCAAGUGCCAAUGGAGGUGACUAUGCACAUAUGUUAGAGUUGUUUAUGGUAGUUGAUUUUCCUAAUGGCCAAACAAUUGUUGAUGAUAAAGAUGAUAUACAAAUAGGAUUUUCUACAUCAUCUUAUUCACCAUAUACUAGAUUUAGACAGACUGGUUUAUUGUUACGGGACCAGUUGCUUGUUGAACAAGGAGAUAAAUUUAAAAUUAAUGAAUUCCAUAUGUGGCGUGGUCCUCAACAAAAUCAAAUAUUAGUUGGAGAAGACACUAUCACUAAAAGUACUCGUGAUAAAUGUGGACCAGAAGAAAAUUUAAAGUUAAGGUUAAACUACACAUUUGUCAACAAAUAUACCAAGGCGAUUAACAGGCGUUGUGCUUACACCUUAGUCAAACAAUUAUUUUAAAAUUUAUGUUUAUGGUUUCAGAAUACUAUUAAUGUUAAUUUUGUUUUUUUAAAUAUUGAAGAAUUUAUAAUUUAUUAUAUUUUGUUAAAAGAUUAUAUGAAAAAUAACUUAUCAGUAUUAAUAUCAACUUAUAAAGAAUUGGGUUAUUUUUAAAGUAAACAUUACA
This is a messenger RNA of Rhopalosiphum maidis (corn leaf aphid), 2315 nucleotides long. RefSeq names its product protein arginine N-methyltransferase 1-like. The coding region runs from base 206 to 2149 and encodes 647 amino acids. NCBI's taxonomy places the organism in Eukaryota, Metazoa, Arthropoda, Insecta, Hemiptera, Aphididae. Gene Ontology annotation, molecular function: protein-arginine N-methyltransferase activity. The transcript has 6 exons. Gene Ontology annotation, biological process: peptidyl-arginine methylation. The record is from RefSeq and is a predicted model, not a curated record. Gene Ontology annotation, cellular component: nucleus.